GGAGAUUUGUCACUGGGGCCACUAAUCACCCCGAAUCUGCUUGUGUGGCCAGACCCUUACAAAUGUAAAGUUCAUUGUUGUGCUGAAGGCAGGUUACUAUCAGUUAUACAGGCUGCCUCUAUACACUCCCUACCCAUACAUUUAAUACCAGCACCCCUAUCUAACAGACAUAAAAUAAUACAGAUACAUUCAUAUUCAUAUACUGUAUCAAUAGUAGAACAGUAUCACACACAAUAAGCAGGUGAUUGCCCCCCUUUCACUGACACGUAGUCCAGCCAACGUAAGCACGGGCUGCUCCAUCUGAAUGAUUGCAAGCUCCACCUUGGAGUUGGUCUCUUCCAGCAAACAAUGAGUUACAUCGAUGCAGCCGAGAGGGAAAAGUUUCAUUUCCUCAAAGCUUUAAGAAUGAAAAUGACAAACAAAUUGAGGCUGUGACUUGUGCAGAUUCUACAGGACCCGUCACAUCACUGUGAGAAGAAUAUGAAUUCCACCAACGAUGAGUCCCACCAGCAUCUCCCAGCAAUUCAAGAAUUCAGUGAUACCGACUCAUUGCCAGACAGUGAAGCAGAGAAAGAGGAGCUUGAAAAAGAAAGGGAAGAUGCUAUGAAACAGUUGGAGGAAUUUAAGGACAUAUCUGAGCAGCUUCUCGCUGAGCUGUCAAUUCUCGAAACCGAGUUUGAAAUAGAGAAAACGUGCCGGACACAGGCAGAAGUCUAUGCAUCUCAGGUCCAGAAAGAAAACCGAAAACUAAAGCGGAUUAGCAUGCAAGUGAUUCCCAUAUUACACGACCUUCCUGAGGAGAUACAGAAUCAAAUCUGUCAGGAACAGCCUUCAGCCAAUGACUUGGCUUCUGAAAUAGAAUGCAAGUACCAGCAGCAAAUCAAAUAUUUACAGGAAACUAUUAAUACAUUACUGGAGGAAAAGAAGGAAACAGCAUUUGAGCUAGAGGAACAGAAAUGCCAAAUCAGAAACCUAAACGAAAAGAUUGAAGAGGAAAGGUUGGAAAGAAACUCCCUUGCAGUCAUGCUUGAGCAGAAUCAAAGAACUUUGCUGCAGUUAACCAAAGCUUCACUGAAGGUCUCCCAGGAAUACAAAGAGAUGAUGCAGCACCUGGAGGUGGAGCAGGACCUACGGGAUAAAGCAGAAAUGUUUGCUCACAAGAUGCUGAGGGACCAGCAGGCAGCUAGCAGGCAGAGUAUGAUCCUGAUGCAGAGUGUUGAACCCAGUAUGAUGUUACUGAAAGCUCUGGAUGAAGUCGGCAGCCUGACCGCAGCUCUGGAAGAAACUAAACAUGAUCUACAGGCAAAGAUACACAAUUUAGAAUCUCAGCUAGAAGAGAGGCCUUUACAAUCAGAUUUUGAGCUAGUUCAAGAAGAACUUAAAGUAACAAAGGAGGAGAAAAGUUUACUGGAAAAGAAUCUGGAAGAAUCUGAAGAGAAACAAAGAAUGUUGCAACAGAAAGUCAGUUCCCUGGAGGAAAAACUUAGAGAGGCGGAAUCUCUUUGGUUGAAAGAAGAAGAACAAAAGCUUGUCCCAGUGCCUGUGCCACCACCUCCACCACCUCCGCUGCCCCAUUGCAUGUCUGGCAAGGCCCCAGAAAACCCUUUAGACUUCAUCAAACAAAGAAGAGGAUCAAAGGUAGCAGGAGAGAACCCAAGUAAAAGCUGUGAUGAUAUUAAAGCAGACGCUGUGAUGGAGAUGAUGGAAAGAAUUAAGAAUGGCGUGAUUCUCAGGUCGACCACGAGAGACAAACAGGGUCAGUCUGCUGCCACCAUCAAACGUAAAAGUGUCAUCAAUGAGCUUCAUGUUAUCCUGGAGGAUACCAUGAAGAAGCCCAUUCGGAAAACAAGUUUUCGGAGAAGUCGAAAAGUGAAUGAGAACGAACUGGAGUCUGUGCUCAUGAGGAGGCGUAGAAUAGUGGAUAUUCCCCUACAAACAGGCAGGGGCAUAGAGAGUCUCGGUGAUCCUCCAGGAAAAGAUGAGUCAAAACCACCUAUUGCUCCAUGGGUAAAUGAGAACAGUCCAGUGCUGGUCAAGCUUAGACAGAGGACCUUUGAGCUCCAGCGGAGUAGAAGAAAGGUUUUUUGAGAUUGCCAUUGUUUUAUGGAAUAAACAAACGUUCUAUGAA
Messenger RNA from Xenopus laevis (African clawed frog), 2128 nucleotides. Its product is annotated as shootin-1. NCBI's taxonomy places the organism in Eukaryota, Metazoa, Chordata, Amphibia, Anura, Pipidae. The record is from RefSeq and is a predicted model, not a curated record. Bases 481 to 2088 code for a protein of 535 amino acids. The transcript has 16 exons.